AGCCGGAAGUUGGCUUCUUUCACGAGCAACAUGGCGGGCGCGUUAGCAGACAGCGAGCUGCAAAGUCUUCGGAAUCGUUUCAAAAAAGAUGCAGAGUUUGUUUUGCGCGGGGUUUCUGAAAAUGACACUGGAGAGAAGAGUUCGGAGGACAAAGAUGCAAAACCUCUCCCUCGGUUUAACCGUCACUCUAUCUUCUGGAUUGUGGCUUCCAUCGGGCUGACUUACUACACUGAUUUUGUCUCUGUCCUCAUGAAAGAUGAGAACAUUAAAAGCUGGUGGUUCAACGUGGGUGUGGCCCUGCUGGGAGUGAGCCUGGCGAUGGCGCUCUUCAGCAUCGUCUACCUCGACUGGUUCCGGGGGGUCCGGCAGUAUGACGUUCAGUACCCAGCCAUCGCACCCGUGACCACUGCCACCUUCAUCGCCGCCUCCUGCAGCUUCAAUAUAGCGCUUUGGCCCGUGUGGUCAAUCUGCACUCCCAUUAUCCUCUUCACCCAGUUCAUGGGAAUUGUGAUGUUCAUCUCCCUACUUGGCUGAGAUAUGAAGGGCUCUUCUGAAGAAGCACAUACCAUUGAACUAGAUCAAGAUCAACUUGAAAAAUGUCUAUACACUGACGAAAUGUAUAUAUUUUGUAUUGGUUUAACCUGUCACACUUAUAUUUUGUAUCUGCUACACAAAAGACCUGAUGUUUCUAUUGAUUUUCAGGAUGUUUCUGUAUAGAUUUCUGGGACAGGCAUAUCGGUUGUGGACAGCUAGUUACUUGCAGUGCUUCCAUGAAAGACAGGCUUGCUGUAACCAGCAGUGUUGCAUGUGGUCCUGUGGCUUUCUCUGUUUUCGCUGCUGUUUCUAGUACAAUAUGAAUGGCCUAACAUCAUUGCCGUAACGUUCAACACAACAUUUCCAAAAGCAUAACGCUCAGUACAUUUCUCAGAAUUGGGAGUAGCCUGCUGUACAUUAAUAGGAUUACCUAAUGUCAUGCAAGCAGUGUUGUUUGUUUGUAAGUGUUGUCAUUCAAUGGAAGGUAUCAUAGUUUUGGAAAGGGCUCCAAGAUUGCCAUGACAAAACCAUAAUGAAAAAAUCAUGCCCCACAUUUUGAAGUAGCCACCUUGUGGACAUUUAAGCAACUUCAUGCUAAUUAAGACAGCGAUAAUGUUGAUUCAUUACAGUGCUUGGUGUAACGUGAUGUCAGGUCACUAUAACAACCCCAGGAGUAAACGCUAAACAUACGUGAUUUCCUACUAAGCUGUCCACCAUUACUCAUACUGUAUCUCAAUGAGGGUUUCUGUAUGGUGAUUUUUAAGCUAUUCCACUGCGUCACCUUGAUGAAUAGCCUGUACAAAUGAGAAAGUCACACAUUACGUGACCUUAGUGACAAACUCCCCAUUGUUAAGAUUUAAUUUUACCUAACCUGUAGGACAGUUACAUUUUAACCUUGCACAACACAUUCACUUGAUCUUAGUUGCUGAAUUCAAUAACUUUUUGUAUGACCUAUGAUCAUUUUCACAUAUACAAUGGCAAGUGGAACUGUUCAUUUUCUCUGUUUAGUAUGCAUUCAUAGCUUUACAUUUGCUUAUAAAUCCAUGUGGCUCAGGUGAACAGUUUAUUUUUUGCAGAUUUUUGUAUAGUAUGAGAUGACUCAUGAGUAAAGCUUUUCACACUAACUUCAA
Brienomyrus brachyistius is the source of this 1664-nucleotide messenger RNA. RefSeq names its product transmembrane protein 128 (gene tmem128). The record is from RefSeq and is a predicted model, not a curated record. The coding region runs from base 31 to 534 and encodes 167 amino acids. The transcript is spliced from 5 exons. NCBI's taxonomy places the organism in Eukaryota, Metazoa, Chordata, Actinopteri, Osteoglossiformes, Mormyridae.